AAUUCAUAUGUCAUUUCCACUUGGUUAUCCAUCGGGUAUUCAUAUGCGAUUUAUCCAUAAUCUUUAAAGUGCGUUUUCGUUUUUCCUUUUAACGGUGCUGUAAAAGCAGCAACAGUUCGUCUAAAUUAAAUUUUUAUUACGAUUAAGUUUUACAAUGGAUUUAUCUGCUCCGAAAGAGCAAAUUCUGGGAAUAGUUAUGAGGUUAUCUAUCGUAACUGCGAUAACUUUUCUCAGCGUUAGAUGGCUUAUGAACCAGAUAGAUCCCACCAACAAAAGCAAAAAAAAGGCGACAGAACAAGCAAAGAAACAUCUAAAAAGAAUCACAGACAGUGGAAAAGGAUAUGUGCCUGUUGAUGAUCUCUCCGAAUAUGAAUUGAUGAUAGCUGCACAUUUGGUGCAUCCCGAUGACAUAUCUGUAACUUGGAAUCAUAUAGCAGGACUUGAUGAUGUUAUCACCGAUCUGAGGGAAACUGUAAUUUUACCUGUCCAGCGUAGGGAUCUUUUCGAAAACUCUAGAUUAUCAAUGCCACCCAAAGGUGUCUUACUGCAUGGGCCCCCAGGUUGCGGAAAAACUUUGAUAGCCAAAGCAACUGCCAAAGAGGCCGGAAUGAAUUUCAUCAAUUUAGAUGUAUCGAUUUUGACUGACAAAUGGUAUGGGGAAAGUCAGAAGCUAGCUGCUGCCUUGUUCAGUCUAGCAGUAAAAUUACAACCCUGCAUUAUUUUCAUCGACGAGAUCGACUCGUUCCUCCGCAGUAGGAGCGCAACUGAUCACGAAGCAACAGCUAUGAUGAAAGCACAGUUUAUGUCAUGGUGGGAUGGCUUGAUUACAGAUUCAAACUGUUCGGUCAUCAUUAUGGGUGCUACAAAUAGGCCUCGGGAUUUGGAUAAUGCAAUUUUGAGGAGGAUGCCUGUUACAUUUAACAUUGGUCUGCCACGUAUGGCUCAGCGCGAAAAGAUCCUCGAACUGAUUCUUCAUAAAGAGCCCACAGCGCCAGAUGUAAACUGCCAUGACCUUGCUAAGAAGACUGACGGAUUCACAGGUUCAGACUUGAUGGAAUUGUGUCGAUCUGCAGCUGUGUAUCGUAUAAGAGACUUCAUGAGCACUGAAGGGGAAUUACCCAGUACAUCAGGGGCGACUUCAUCAGACGGUGAAAUAUUUCAUGACGCCCUAAGGCCUAUAACGAUGAGUGAUCUUGAAAACGCUGUGGAAAAAAUACGUGCCUCAAAAAUGCUGUGUGUGCCUAUUCAAAUGCCCGAAGCCAGUUUAGAUGUUGAAUAGCUGCUAGGGAUAAAGUAUUUGCAGUCUUGGAUAGGUGAUGAAAAGUGUAAGAAAAAAAUAGACACUUUUGCGAAGUCAUUUAAAUUUUGCGACAAUUAUAGGAAAGCAAUUUGAAUAUCUUUCUGAAGAUCCCAAAAUUACAGUAUUUAGACUUAUUUUUGUGAUCUUGAAAGAAAAUUUUUAUGUUCUUCUGAAAUUAUUUAUGAGUUUUUUCAGAAUUUGUGACGAAAUUCCUGAUUAUACUUGAUGAAUGAUAGCACCAAUUAUUCAAUUUAGUGUUUGUUAAGUUUGUUUGUUUUUAGUUAUUUGGAAUGGUAGCAACUGAAAUUGAUGGAAUAAAAUUUAUUUACUUUGAAUUUUAUUUUGCUGUCUCUGUGCUAUAAUUCUUUCACAUUGAAAGCUUGAAGAUUGUUGCUGCAUCAUAUUCUUAGUGCAGAAUUGUUCACAUCUCGAAAUUGCCCAAGUUGCUAUAUAUAGGGCUGUAUAUAUUUCAGCUUUCUAAUAGCAGUUUGUAUUUUACAAGAUUAAACUGUUUCUAGAAAUGUACCAUAUUUUUGUAUAUAUGUCUAUAAAACAUAUUGUUAUUAAUUAAAUGAAGAUUGGAUGCUCUUCAGUAUAUAUUAUUGGAAAUAAAACGUUGUCAAAGUUGUA
This is a messenger RNA of Coccinella septempunctata (seven-spotted ladybird), 1930 nucleotides long. Its product is annotated as outer mitochondrial transmembrane helix translocase-like. Gene Ontology annotation, molecular function: ATP hydrolysis activity; ATP binding. The record is from RefSeq and is a predicted model, not a curated record. Lineage: Eukaryota; Metazoa; Arthropoda; Insecta; Coleoptera; Coccinellidae. Bases 155 to 1279 code for a protein of 374 amino acids. The transcript has 3 exons. Gene Ontology annotation, cellular component: mitochondrial outer membrane.